GCCGGGCCGGCCGGGCAGGGAGUGCGGGUCGGUUCAGUGCGCGCUGCCGGACGAGGCUCCCGCUGCCGAUAGACCCGCGCUCCGCCCCGUAGCCCGGCCGAACACCGUCAUGUGCCAGGCUAGGCCUAUAGCCUAUGGACACUACAGUCUGUCUCCCAGGAAACCUGGUAGCUAAUGUCAGAAGAAAGUGACUCUCUGCGAACCAGCCCCUCUGUGGCCUCGCUCUCGGAAAAUGAGCUGCCGCCACCGGCCGAGCCUCCCGGCUACGUGUGCUCGCUGACAGAAGACCUGGUCACCAAAGCCAGGGAGGAGCUGCAGGAGAAGCCCGAAUGGAGACUUCGAGACGUGCAGGCCCUCCGUGACAUGGUGCGGAAGGAGUGCCCGAACCUGAGCACCUCCCUGGACGACGCCUUCCUGCUACGCUUCCUCCGAGCCCGCAAGUUCGAUUACGACCGGGCCCUGCAGCUCCUGGUCAACUACCACAGCUGCAGGAGAAGCUGGCCCGAGGUCUUCAACAACCUGAAGCCGUCGGCCUUAAAGGAUGUCCUCGCUUCUGGAUUCCUCACCGUGCUGCCCCACACCGACCCCCGGGGCUGCCAUAUCCUCUGCAUGCGCCCAGACAGAUGGAUACCAAGCAACUAUCCAAUUACCGAAAACAUCCGAGCCAUAUACUUGACAUUAGAAAAACUCAUUCAGUCUGAAGAAACCCAGGUGAAUGGAAUUGUAAUUCUUGCAGACUACAAAGGAGUGAGCUUAUCAAAAGCAUCUCACUUUGGCCCUUUUAUAGCCAAAAAGGUGAUUGGCAUCCUUCAGGAUGGCUUCCCCAUUCGGAUAAAAGCAGUGCAUGUAGUGAAUGAACCUCGAAUAUUUAAAGGCAUUUUUGCCAUCAUAAAACCAUUUCUGAAGGAGAAAAUAGCAAACAGAUUCUUCCUCCACGGGUCCAACCUGAACUCUCUGCACACAAGUCUUCCCAGAAGCAUUCUCCCCAAGGAGUAUGGGGGCACGGCUGGAGAGCUGGACAUCACUGCCUGGAAUGCAGUGCUGCUGGCCUCGGAGGAGGACUUCGUGAGAGAGUUCUGCCAACCUGUCCCUGUCUGCGACAGCAUCCUGGGCCAGGCCCCGCCUCCUGAGGGUCUGACCCCAGAUGCGCAGUGUGAUGAUUCUCUGCGGGCCGUGAAAUCACAGCUCUACUCCUGCUAUUAGCCAGUCCCCUGUGAGUGCCGCCAUCUUUAAAUCCUUUCCUUUUUCUUUGGCGAGGCACAAGGAGAGUCUGAGGUGCCAUGGAGUCUGUCUUGCUCCUUGUAAUUAAACUGCAGCCUGUAGAGCUCUGAGGGUAAGCCAUGGGGUAAGCCCUUGGUGACUCUUGAAUUAAUCCAUGGAAGAUAUGGAAAAUGUCCCCAGUGAUUCCCAAACGUUUGGAAUCCCAGUUUGCAACCAUAAUCUGGAAGCUGUAUCUGGUUCUUAGAGAUCUUGGGAACAAGAAAAAUCAGGACCAAAGUCAUUUUGGUUCCACAUUCCAGGAGAAAACCACCUGAUCAGCACACUCCUAUGAAAGAACCUGGCCGAGCCUACAAGGUGGCCACACCAGGAGACUUUGGGAGUUUGUGUCUUUCACCUGAACCCUAACUACAGACUUGUGUUGCUCAUCAGGAAAUUUCUAGUUUGAGGCCCAGGCCCCAGCUGCCACACUGGGUUUGGAAAGCACCUUAAUCAAAUCAUCAUGGGAGCAUCAGGACAUAAGCAGCACUUCCUGAUCAAAUUUGGGAGCCAGAGACUUGAAAGUACCUCUGGGAUUCACUGACUGACUCUUGCAAUGGAAACUGAAGUUUUCCCCAAACCUAUAAAGCCUUAGCCCUGGUUCUCAAUAGAAUCAUACAGGAUCCUAGAGGUAUGUGAUUUUACUCAGUCUAAAACGCUAGAUGCCAGGCCUGAGGAGCUAAAAGAAUUCUGGCCCAGGAAUGAAGAGAGCAGGGCUUCAGCCCCAGAAGUGCGACCCUGGACAAGACCUGGGCCUCUGUGGGCCUCAGCCUUCUCAUCUAUAAAAUGAAGCAGGAUGAAAUGAUGCCUAGGGCCUUGACUGCUGACGUUCUGGGAUUUGGUUUAGUUAUUGAAUGCUAGACAAUGGUUUUCUGCCUAGAAAAAUGGCUCUCUAGAGGCAAGUGGUUGGAUCCUGCUUUUUUUGUGGUACACCAGGGUCUUCCCAAGAGGCAUGUAUUACCAAUUGGCCCUGCCAUUAAGGAAAGUAAUAUGUGUAUUCCUGGGACCUGGCAACAGCCAACUUCCUUUUUGUAGGAAGGGUUAAACUGGAAAAGGGCAGGUGAAAUGACCAGGGUUCAUGUGAAUUCCUUCUAUCCCCAAGGCUCUGGCGGUACACUGGAAACCUGGGAGCAGGGAAUGGCUAAAUUACUUGGGAUUCUUAAAUUUUGGUCUCUGGAAACGAAUGCACGAGCGGGUCAUCGCUGGAUCACUUCUGGGGCCCCCGCCCUCCCAGAUACGCUUGCAUUUCUCUCUGGUGUGGGCGGACUGACUUGAGUCUAGCCAGUGAGACCAAAUGUUAGUUCUCCGUUUCAGCACUUUAGACCCUUCCUGUCAAAACUUCAGCCUUAGCCCAACCAUCCAACUAGGUGGUUCAGCUGGUGGCUUUUGACCGAUUUCCUUUCGUAUUCAUUCCUUGAAAAUUAUGGCAUUAAAAAGCGACAAGUUACUAUGUGUUGUCUAAGUACCUUCUCCAUGCAUUUAUUUAUGAGGCCACCGGGCAAGGGGACAACAGCUCAGGUAGGAAGAGGACAGUGCUCUGAAAGGCAGAGGCCAGUCUAUUGUUAAUAAGCUCUUCAUAAUCAUAGCACUGUUUAAAAUGCAUGGAGAAGUUGGUGGUGAAAAUGAUUCACUUCAUUAGUGCCAACUCCAGGGAAGGCUCUUCCCUGUAGAUACUAACCCUGGAUCCUCUAGGACCUGGCAGAGCUGGAAGUGCCAGCAUGCAGACCCCUGGCAGCCUCCAGUUCCAUCUGCCAAGGACAGUGUGACCAGCACUGCUGAAAAGAUCUCAGUAGCACAAGUAGGAUGGCUCAAGUAGAAGGUUCAGAACCCAACUGCUUGGACGUGGGAAUUGGUUAGAGGUGAUUUUCAACCUCAAAGAGGAAAGAGAGAUUAAAAAACAAAACCACCACCACCCCCAAGCUAGAUAGAGGGAGAAAUGAACUGUUCAGCCCCACUGAGUUUCCCAGUGUACACGUUGCACUGCGUUCCUGGCCAGUUUUGCCCGUGUCCAUUUGACUUUAAAAGCUUGCGUGUGUGUAAGCUCACCUAGACAAGUAUCUCCAAGACCGGGAUGUUGCCCAUUUCCUAGACCUUUCCAGUUGGCCCAAGGAGUCAGAGCCAAGAUUUGUCUGCCUUCUGCAGCUGCUGUGUUUUAUUUUGGUUCCAAAGAGAGAUCAAAUAGUUUGGACACCUCAGGGGGUUUGAACCAAGCUGUGAAAGCAGGACCUCCCUGGGUGAAAAUCAAGGCAGUUUCUGUGCAGCUUCACCAGGCGUCUGUAUAGAGCUGCCCCAGCGGGGUGGGGGAAUGACAAAGGGACCAAGGGAGCCUGAUUCAGGAGCGGGGUACACUGAUGGGACAAACAAGUGAGCACAGGGAGAACUGGGAGUGUUUUCCUUCAGGGAAAGGUUCUGGCCUAUUUCACAAACAUCUGAAAAGUAACUUUUCCCUUAAUUCAGGGUACUAUGGUAUAGGAAAGGGAAAGGAGGAGUGUACCAGGAGACCUGAGUUCUGGCUUUACACUGCUGUGGCCUUGGAUGAGCCACUGAACACCCCUCAAUCACAUGAUAAAAGGGAUCCCCACUCUGAGCUCUGAACCCUCUAUUUUAGGCAUCAUUUGGCUUUACUGCCAGAGGGACAUUGUAGUCUACCUUUUAGAGGCCUUUUUCUUUUUUUCCCCCAUCUGGAUUACUUUAUAGGAAAUGUAGGUCUGAAUGAACUGACAUCUGAAGCUCCCAAAUGAAUCUGUAAGCUUAGGUAAUAUGGGGGUUUUCUUCCUCUUCUCUUCUAUAGAAUCUGGAAAAUUAUGCCUCUUCCUGGAAUCCUGUUCUACCUUCACGGAGAGAGGCUGGAAGAAAUGUGCAGAAACAACUGUGCAACUCUGGCUUCCUCUCCCGAGCUUACCUGCUUUGGGCAGAAGUGGCUUUAGCUUCCCCAUACUUCAUCUCGUUUUCACAAGGAGCCACUUGUCCUUAGAGGUUUACAAACAGUUCAGCUUGUAAGAUACUACAUUUCUGCCAGACUCAGAGGACAGGAAGAGGUAUUUCCCCCCGGAUUCCUGUGAGCUACUGAGCCUUUCUGAAUUCUCCCGGUGGGCAGGUUCUUUAAAUGCCACCGGAUUCUCCAAUCAGUUACGGGAUUGCUUUUUCACUUGGGUAGGCAAAAGCUGUGGUACUGUUGUGGAUUAUAUUACUUCAUUUUAAAGUCUUUAGCUUUUAAGGUUUUCCUUUGAAGCCUCUUCUUCCAUUGAGGAAGUGAAGUGUUAGCCAAGGUAACGAUUGCAUCAGUGUGUCUGUUCUGUGGAUGUGCGGAGACACCAAACAGAAACAUCUCAACUGUUGAGGAAAGAGGUCCGUCUGGUGAUGUCUCUCAGUAUUGGGACUCGUUAAUUUUGUAAAUCUAAAGUAAAUUCCUUUCUGCUUUCCCGACUCAAAACUGGUUUGCUUGAAAUGCAAGGGACAGGUAUCAUCGGUCAAAUAUUCCUCCUAACAGAGCUUUCUCCACAGGAAGGCCCGGUGUGACUCGUGGAGGUGCUAGUGAUGAACUGGCCGUUUGCCAAUUCACUGCUUCUCUUUUGGGCUCACCAGGCAGCACGUUUAGUUGGGCAGAAAGUCAGCUGCUGUUGGGGAUUCUUGGGCUAUGCGUCCGCCUCUUGGCACAUCAGGUGGUAACCUGUCACGGGUGAGAUGCCUGAGGCCUCUCAGGGGCCAGGAGCCUCUGAUCCCACGCUGACAGGGUGGGAGGCGGGCUGAUUUUCUGACCAGACUGGGGCACCAUUUCAGCCACUGAUCACAUUCCUCGCUUCAAACUGAAAUUCAGUUUAGCUUUGAGUAUAUGGACACGUGGUGGUGGAUUCAUCUACUUCAGUGUUUGUUUUGACCAAAAGUUUAUUUUUCUAGUGCAUUUUCUACGUCAAAGUGGUGAAAACAUGUAAUUUUAGUAUGCAUGACUGGGUCUUAAUAAAAAUCCUGUAAGGCUGUA
Messenger RNA from Leptonychotes weddellii (Weddell seal), 5236 nucleotides. RefSeq names its product alpha tocopherol transfer protein like (gene TTPAL). Gene Ontology annotation, cellular component: membrane. The record is from RefSeq and is a predicted model, not a curated record. Lineage: Eukaryota; Metazoa; Chordata; Mammalia; Carnivora; Phocidae. Gene Ontology annotation, molecular function: phosphatidylinositol bisphosphate binding.